AUGGUCAACGGAGCAGUACGAGAAUGGCAAAUGCUGGAGGGGAAACGAAUCAGAGAAUAUGUUGUCGCUAGAGUGAUCAGGCUGACACGCCUAGCGACCAAGUACCAGCGCGGAACAUCAACUAUCCCGGCGUUUGUCGAAGCGUCAUGUUUACUACAACAAGAGGUGGACUACUACCUGACCCAGGAUUAUGCCGAGCGAGCAACGGGAGUUAGGAAGGUCGAACUCGGACGUAGAUAUCUCUCAAGGAUAGUUGGAUAUAAGGGGCCUACUAUUUCUCGGAACGAACACCUCGGUGGACUGAGUGACGCAGACGACGCUCCUAAACACGAAACCAUGGAACAAUUUCUCCACACUUCAGUUCUAUUUACAAAGAACAGGAUAGCUUCCGCCUACAUCAGCACAGCGUAUUGGCCAGACGACAUUUACUCAACGGUGCGACGCUCACAGGAAAAUGUGCGGGAUGCAACCCUUCGGUUUACCAAUAAAUACGGUAAACAAGAGGAGCAUUUGGAGAGGGAGGUAUAUGCAAAACUGAGACGCCACUGGGAACCAGACGUACAAUUACGGAUGGAGACCAAGAGGACCAACUCAGAAUACGGAAGAAGCGGCACUGAAGAAGCGGCACAGCGAACAUCUCCAAGCUGUACAUAG
Messenger RNA from Enterobius vermicularis (human pinworm), 654 nucleotides. The record is from the annotation of a GenBank genome assembly. NCBI's taxonomy places the organism in Eukaryota, Metazoa, Nematoda, Chromadorea, Rhabditida, Oxyuridae.